Trichoderma aggressivum f. europaeum is the source of this 1359-nucleotide messenger RNA. RefSeq lists its product as uncharacterized. The coding region runs from base 1 to 1359 and encodes 452 amino acids. NCBI's taxonomy places the organism in Eukaryota, Fungi, Ascomycota, Sordariomycetes, Hypocreales, Hypocreaceae. The transcript has 4 exons. The record is from RefSeq and is a predicted model, not a curated record.
AUGACGAUGGAGGCACCCGCCGCUUUCUCCUGGGUGAGUUACGACAACCAUAGAGUCCCCCAGGAUCCCAAGUCGCGCACCUUGAUCCGUCGCCAUGCCAUGAAAAAUGUGGCCACCACGAGAAAGCAAAGGAAAAAUUAUCGCGGCAAUGUCAUUCAGUAUCCAGAGUCCGUAUUACAAGGAGAAGAUGAUCCAAGUCUUUGCGAUGGCUCCAAACCCUCUGUAAAAGGAGGCAAAAGCCAGCCACACAAGUAUAAGUCGACGAAGAAGAAGAAGAAGAAAGCGGUAGACGACACACAAACUACGAAGCAGCAAAUCAUCACGCGGGAUUUGGUCACGAACUGUCCUUCUGAGGAGGAAGAUGGAAUAGUCUUUUGUCACUAUGCCAAGGCUCUAAAAGAAGUUCAGAAAGCAAUCGAUGAUGACGCACUCCGAAUGUCUCAAGAGACGCUGUACGCCACAGAGCUGCUUGGCAUCUUUGAGCUUCUGAAUCCUCAACCGCAGAUGAAUUCUUGGAUAUGCCAUGCUGGAGGCGCUGCCAGGCUGAUUCAGCUUCGUGGGCCCGACAGGUUUCAGACAGACUUUGAAUUGGCCUUGUUCAUGGCCCAUAUUGGCCCAAUAGUCACCGAAGCAUUCCUCAGCAAUAAACUCUGUUUCCUAGCCGAAGAGCCAUGGAAAAGAGUCCUGCGCGCCGCCAUCUGCAACGACCCAUCGAUACCUUCGACGCAGAGCGAGCUCAUGCAUGAGCUGUGGUCUAGCCUCAUCUAUGGGCCAAACAUAUUCAAGCUGGUCACGGAUUUGGUUCUGGCACCCGUCGAGCCCCGGCCAUCCAUCAUCGAAACGACAAUCAAGCGUAUCCAGAGAGACCUUGAUCACCUGGAUAUGUGGGCAGGCUUACUGCGACGACACAAAUCUGUGGCGGACAAAAUUUGUUCAAGAGAUAGUCCUUUGAUGUCAUCAAAGUUUGCUGCUGAUUGGGACUCCUCAAAAAGAUAUGUGCCGUGGCAGGUCUUGCAAGGCACUCAUACCAUGUGCAGUAUGUUAAAGAGGCGGCUGCUGACUUCUCUUGCGCCAUCUCGCUAUCCUCACAUUGAGCUGGAGUGCCAAUCACUGGCUAGACUUGCCAUGGGGUUGGAUUCCGAUCCUGCUACUCCAAGCAAGGAAAAUGAUCUUCCAGGAGGACUGUUUAUGGCGCAAACUAUCUGGGUAGCUAGAGCUGUCGUCAAUACAAAGAGUAUGUGGUGUGAAACUGGGGCGGGAAGAAACGAAGCGGGAGUACAGGAUGGGCAGCAAAGAUCAAUGAUUGAGAAGUGGAAGUUUAGGCUCUGGUGUAAAGAGCUUGGGAGAACAGGGAUGUAA